Messenger RNA from Lingula anatina, 1731 nucleotides. Its product is annotated as triadin. The record is from RefSeq and is a predicted model, not a curated record. Lineage: Eukaryota; Metazoa; Brachiopoda; Lingulata; Lingulida; Lingulidae.
AUGAAUAUCAGCGUAUCUAUAGGUGGAGGGCGCCCAGGAGGAAAUCGCACCAGCCUCGCCAAACAGCUUCUACAGGAGAGGAAAGGUGACAGCUCCUUUGAGUUCAGAAGUAAAGGCACGAGUGCUCUGGGUCGGCACCACCGAACAAAACUUCAAGAUGGUGCUCUUGACUUUGACGACUGGGAUGUUGGUACCAGUAGGAAUAGGAGAAAUGUAGGAAGCUUUUUCGAGUAUUUGGAUGACAGCGCCAAGUCAAAAAGCGAGGACAGUAGAAAGCAUGUAUCUGAGGUGGAUUACUCUAGCCGUAGCUCAAAAAACAAAAGUGGACUGAGAGAGUUUGAUGUGGAUACAGACGACAUGUUUGCAUCCAAAACGAAAUCAUUUUUAAAUCGCUCUGGCAAGAAACAUUUUGAUGAUGAUGACGAUGAUGAUCUAAGGGGCAGGGGCAGCAAGUUGCAUAGAUUAAGAAGCCGUGAAAACGCAGCAUAUGAAGAUGAAAUUGAUAGCAAAAACAAAAACUUAUCGGAAAGAAAAAGGGGCGAUUUAGCUGAAAGAAAUGAAGGUGGUGGCAUUGUCUCCUCAUCAAAAAGUGAAAAGAAAACAGUAAAGAAGUCUUCAAAAUCUGAAAAUGUACAGCGCACUAUAACUAAGGAUGGGAAAACGACCACUACGAAGGAGGAGUCACAUGAUAGCAAUGAAGUCAAGGAGGAACGAAGUGAUGUGAAACAGUUUCGAGAGCCUGGCAGUAAGGCGUUGGCAGUUGGCGGUAGUGCUGAAGAAAAAUCAACCAGCAUUGUGAAGAGGGAAGAGAAGAAAGAGGGCAAGAAGCUAACAGAGGAAGAAUCAAAAGGUAAAGAUGGCAGAACCCUUUCCAAACUAAGCAAAUUGGAUACCACAAAGGAUUUGAACCAAGAGGAGAAAAAAUUGGAACUCAGCACAACUAAGUCUUUUGAUGCUCAAACUGGGGACAGUGCAACCAAAACUAAGAAAGCAGAAACCACAACCAGCAAAAUUGCAGAAGGCAAAAAGAGUGAGACAACAAAAAUGGAGCGUGGAGCAGACGGGGAGAUUAUAAAGACCAAAGGUGCUGAAGUGACUGGAAAUGUGAAAGAAAAGAAGCACAAAGUAACGGAUGUUGAUGUGGAAGAGAAAGAUGCCUCUGGGAAAGUGGCAGCUCGAAGAAAAGCACACCUGGAGGCAGAAGUAGGUCAAGAGUUUGGCGGGACAAAAAGCAAGGAAGAGAAGAACAGAUAUGCCAUCGACGAAGCUGGUCGUUCCAUCAAAACCACAGAAACCAAAGAAGGCAAAUCAAAGACGAGAAAAGAGCAUGACAAGAUGCAGAUGCAACUCAACGAAGAAAUAGAAACAGAGGACGGAACUCUGAAACUGGAAACCAAGGAAGGAUCCCAGGGAGGGAAAGAAACCACCAGAGGCUAUUCCAAAUCCAAUAUUAAAAGCACGCCAGUCAGUGAGGCCAUAGAUUCCGUGAAAAGAACCGUCUUCUCUCCAAAUGUGGGUGCAGGAGAUGCACAAGACGCCAUAGAGGCAGGUUCACCUGCGAGACGUGUUCGUCAGCGUGCUCGUCCUGCACCGCUUACUAAAGCCAAUGUGGAAGCAGCCAAUGGGGAUGUGAAGGGUGCUAAAACACCAACAACACCCAGUGCUACAUCAGACUAUGGUACGAUGGAUUCUUCAAUGGCAGAAAGCAUGAGAUCCAGAGAUAAAAAGUGA